AUGCCUCCCUACGUCUCCAGAAAGCGAUCUUCUUCCCCUCCGAUAGACGCCCCGCCUGCAAAGCGAAAACCUCCCGCGAAACCUGCUCCCACGAAGCCUGCGAGAAAGGCCAGCCGCUUCAAGCCAUCGCUCUUCGAUACGGCCGAUGCUCCUGCUGGACCACCAAAGUCCGCUGAAGCUACGAAGAAAUACCUCGCGAGCUUGGACGACGAUGACGACGAUCAAUCCUCCCUCAGCGAUGUCGAUAGCGACGACUUCGAAGACGUGGAGCCAGCGGCGAAGCGACAGAAGACGGAGGAGAAUCGAGUUGGAAAAGACGAAGAUGAGGAAGAAAUGGACUGGGAGGACGCCAUUGGGACUGCUGGACCUUCCACCAACAACGAGGCCAGUGACGCGGCUGAGAUUGGAGACAUCUCCAUCUCGUUGAACGACGAUGGGACAUACGAAGAGCCACUCGUCUCGCUGGCUACUGGCAAGAAGGCUCCGUCCAAGCGGGAGCGCCAGGUUCGGAUGCUCACACAUUGCCUUCAUGUUCAGACGCUACUGUGGCACAACACUGUCCGCAACUCCUGGCUGAACGACAAGGAAGUGCAGAAAACUCUCGUGGACGGCCUCACAGAUGGCGUCAAACGUGAAGUGACACGCUGGAGGGAGUCCAUGGGUAUGUUGAGCAAGGAGGAGCUGGAGGCGAAGAAGAAAGCCGCAGCUGCGAAGAACAAGAGCAAGGGCAAGCGAGGCUCAAAAGGUAAAGGUCGAGACUGGGGAUACGAUGCGACACACGCGGAGCAAGGCGUACCGAAUUUGAGUCAGGGCGAUCCGCUGCUGAGACUGCUCAAGGUGUUGACGGCAUACUGGCGCAAGCGAUUCGUCAUCACAGCUCCUGGGUUGAGGAAGAAGGGGUACAUGCCGCUGAAGAGGUUGCGAGAUGAUAUUCGUGCAUGGGCGAAGGAUCACAAUGGUGAAGAGGACUUUGGGGAGCGAAUUGAGGACCGGGCGGCGUUUCGCGAGAUGGCGAAGACGUGUGAGGGCUCGCGAGAUGUUGGGGCACAACUGUUCGUUGCGCUGUUGCGAGGUCUGGGGCUGGAGACGAGAAUGGUCGCGAAUUUGCAGCCUAUUGGCUUGGGCAACAGUAAAGCCGAAGAGGCGGAUCCGAAACGUCCGAAGAAGGAGAAGAAGGCUGACCAGGAUGAGGUUGACGAGGAAGACGAGGCUGAGAAGAAGACGAAGUCGAGUACAAAAGCAGAGAAGCCUGUCACAUCCAGAGGAAAGAACGCAUCACGCAAGUCUACUCGCGGUGGGGAGACGGCGCCGAUUGAUCUCGAUGCUACUGACAGCUCGCUCAGUGAUGCACCAUCAAGAAGCGACGAUGAAAUUUCUGUCAUUGACGUUACGCCGGCCUCCCGCAAGAAGCCAACGAGGAGGUUUGACCGUGAUCUCGCAUUUCCCAGCUACUGGACUGAAGUCUGCUCCCCAGUCUCGCACAAAUAUAUCCCCGUGGACCCGAUAGUGCUCUCGACCAUAGCAUCAAACGACGAACUCUUGGCGACCUUUGAGCCGCGAGGCAAGAAAGCCGAGGUUUCGAAGCAGGUCAUGGCAUAUACCAUCGCCUUCUCCUCGGACGGCAGUGCAAAAGAUGUCACCGUCCGAUACUUGAAGCAACACCGAUUCCCUGGCAAGACGAAAGGAAUGCGCAUGUAUGCUGAAAAGGUGCCCAUCUACAACAGACGCGGCAAGGUCAAGAAGUAUGAAGACUACGACUGGUUUCGGUCUGUUAUGGCCAUGUAUGAUCGACUUGAGGCGAAUUUGACCUCUGCGGACAAGCUCGAAGAUGAAACGGAUCUGAAGCCCUUCAAGCCCGUGAAGGAGGAGAAGGAGACGGAGAAAGAAUCGCUGCAAGGGUACAAGCAGUCGGCCGACUAUGUGCUUGAGGUACACCUCCGUCGCGAAGAAGCAUUACUCCCAUCCGCCAAGCCGGUGAAGACUUUCGCAGCUGGAAAAGGAGACAAAGCCAAAGUGCAUGAUGUGUAUCGCCGUGAAGAUGUGGUCCAGUCGAAGACCGUGGAGUCAUGGCACAAGUCCGGACGAGCCAUCAAAGUCGGCGAGCAGCCUGUGAAGUACGUUCCCACGCGAGCUGUGACUAUCAUCCGGAAACGUGAGAUCGAAGACUCUCUAAGAGAAACGGGCGAGAAGGCCAUGCAAGGUCUAUACCACGAAGGGCAAACCGAAUGGAUCAUCCCAGACCCGAUCGGACCCGACGGCAGGAUCCCGAAGAAUGCCUUCGGAAAUAUGGAUGUAUACGUGCCCACCAUGGUGCCAAAGGGAGCCAUUCAUCUGCCGUUAAAAGGAAGCGCCAAGCUCUGCCGCAAGUUGCAAAUCGACUACGCGGAAGCUUGCACAGGUUUCGAGUUCGGCAAGCAGCGUGCUGUACCUGUGUUAACGGGAGUCGUGGUCGCCGAAGAGUAUGAAGAUCUCGUGCGGGAUGCAUGGCGAACGGAGCAGGCGGAGGUGAAGAGGAAGGAAGACACGAAGCGUACUGCUGCGAGUCUGGCGAUGUGGAGGAAGAUGCUGAUGGGUCUGAGGAUUAUCGAGAGGAUGAGGUUGGAGUAUCAAGAUGGGGAUGAUGCUGAGGCGAGUAAUCCUUUUGUGAAGAGGGCGAAGCGGCAAAGUGGUGAUGUCGCUUCUGCUCACAGUCCUGGGUUUGAGGAGGAGGAUCAGGGAGGUGGUGGGUUCUUUCGGCCUGGAUAUGAGGAGGAAGAG
This is a messenger RNA of Zymoseptoria tritici IPO323, 2757 nucleotides long. RefSeq lists its product as uncharacterized. The record is from RefSeq and is a predicted model, not a curated record. Gene Ontology annotation, cellular component: nucleotide-excision repair factor 2 complex; nucleus; cytoplasm. Gene Ontology annotation, biological process: mismatch repair; nucleotide-excision repair. The annotation marks the transcript as partial. The transcript has a single exon. NCBI's taxonomy places the organism in Eukaryota, Fungi, Ascomycota, Dothideomycetes, Mycosphaerellales, Mycosphaerellaceae. Gene Ontology annotation, molecular function: damaged DNA binding; single-stranded DNA binding.